CUCACCCUGGUUUACUAGUCCAUUCAUUGUUGUUGUACAAUCAUCUUCUUUAGCUCUAUAUUGAUAAUUAGCUUUUAGGAGACAAUGUAUCCGUUAAUGUUCACACUUACAGCCUUCUUACUAUGCAUUCCAGCUACAUUUGGAAAAACGGUGUCGGGAGUUUUCAAGAGCGAUGCAGCCAGGGAGCAGAAUGGACAGUACAUCACUAAAUUCAUGUACAGCGGUAGGUGCAAUUUAGCAGUUUGAAGCUAGCGACACAUUCCGGUGGAGGCUUGUGUGGAUGGAUACACAUGCACCAAGAUGACGUGAUGCAUUUUAUUAUUGGGAUGUUUUAUAUAGACUGUAGUUGCAAUGCUAAUGUACAUAAGGAAGUAACAGAUCAUGUGUUCUCAGUCUGGAAAGUGCUAAUCUCUUGCAUGGUGUUAUGCAUCAUUGUCUCAGAAAGUAUUUUCUGUGUCCAUUGCAAUCUUAAACGGGAAAUCGUGGGAAGAUGUUUGUUGAGUUGGGUUCAAAGAUCAAAUCACAUAGGUCUAUGCAGUCCAGACCCAUGAGCAUCGGCAAUGUCAUUCUGUUCCCCGGUAGAACAUGUUGCCAAGUGUGAUAGCCAGGCAGUACAUUAGAAUCAAUAGAGCUCCUUCGCUUAUCACAGAUGGUCAGCAUAUUCUGUAGGUUAGAAUGAAACCCAAUUCUCUGAAAGGUGGAUUUAGUGCCCUGUCAGACCUCUUCCCUCAUUCCCUCUUUCUCUCUCUCCUCCCCUCUACUUCCACGACCUCUUCUUCUCACACCCUCUCGUCUCUCCCUCCCUCCCUCUGUCUCUCUCUUUUCCAGAGGGUAGUGGUCUGGUGGUGUGCAGGCUGGAGAACGCUCCCCUGGCCACGGAGAAGGAGUCCAGACUGCUGCUCUUCCCAGAGAUGGAGGAAGGCUUCGACAUCGACAACCUCAGCUGCCACGACCGCCUCUCCAAGGCACAUCUCUCCAGUGAGUCUGUCUCUGUGACUGUCACCUACAGCUGAGAUUGAUUUACUCAAGGAGUCACAUGUAUUGUUUGUUGUUUGCAUUCAUGUCAUGUAAGUCCCGCUGGCUCGUAGUAAACAUGCAUUCAUAAACAAGAGUCAUUUGGGGAAGUGGCAUAAAUGCCAUCAGCCAUGCAUUUACAGGACAUAUUCUGAAUGUACUUGCAGUAUGUUGCGUCUGCAUGUGUAACCGACUGGUUAUCAAACCUUGGUCGUCUGCAUGACUUAAGGCCACAUUAGCCCUCUGAGCGAAAGCCUAGAGCUUGUCUCCCUCCUAACAUUGUUUCCCUCUCUGUGGUCAGUCCGUCUGAAUGAGGAGGAGCACAACCAGAGCAUCCCCCACCUUCACUCCCCCACGGCCUGGAUGGCCCUGUAUGCAGACCGUUACACCUGCGGGGAGGGGGGCAUCAUCCCUGCCCAAGGGGACCUGACCUUCACCAUCCUGCUGUUCAACCCUGACUCAGCAGGCAACCCCCUGGAACACUUCAGCGCUGAGGAGGCAGGUCAGUACCGUACUGUACGGCAAGGUAAUGGGUUCAAUUCCUGCAGGGAUCACAUGCACAUACUUUAAUAUAUGCAUUUGGUGCACUAUAAUGGAUGAACGUGUCUGCUAAGUGUCUGCUAGUCAUAACACACAAUAUUAUACUUCUGAAUUGAAGGUAUGACUAAGUGUCCAGACAGGACUGCACUGAAUGCUUGACUGAUUGUGUCCUCCACACCCCUACCCCCCCCUCGCCCACCCCUACCCCACCCUGCCCCACCCUCCUCCCUACCCCACCCUCCUCCCACCCUACCCCUGACCCACCCUCCUCCCUACCCCCUACCCCCUGACCCACCCUCCUCCCUACCCCUGACCCACCCUCCUUCCUACCCCCCCCCUGACCCACCUUCCUACCAGGCCUGCAUAGUUUCUACUGCCUGCUGAUCCUGGCCUACUUUGUGGCGUCCUGUAUCUACAUACAGCCCCUGUGGAUGGCCCUGAGGAAGGGUGGGCCCAUGCACACGGUGCUGAAGGUGCUCUCCACAGCCCUGGCCCUACAAGGGGUCUCUGCCCUCUUCAACUACAUCCACCUGGCCAGGUGAGUGAGACUUUGUCCCAGUCAUUGUCACAGUCACCUUUCAGCAGCCCUGCUCAGGUUUACAUCAGUUACUGUAUUACAGGAUUAUCCUGUAUUUCAGGAGAUUUGGGUGAGUGAAUAUCAGUCUUGUUGUGUAAAAACACACACCUGUCUUUGUCUUCCCACAGGUAUGCCAGGGACGGAGUGGGCAUUCCUAUCAUGGGCAGCUUGGCAGAGUGUGAGUGUUGUAUUCUCACUCUCUCAAUCUCUCUUGCUUCUUUCUUUGCAUUGUCUUUCGUUCUUCCGUUGUGACUGUGUUGCCUGUUGUUGUUCUCCCAUGCUGCAGUCUGUGACAUGGUGUCCCAGGUGUCCAUGCUGUACAUGCUGCUGAGUCUGUGUGUGGGCUGGACCCUGAGCAAGAACAGGAAGCCCCAGAGCAGACCUCUGCAGUGGGACUCCUCCCCCGCCUCCAAAGCCCUCGCUAUGGGAGGGGUCGCCACACAGGUCAGAGCCUCAUCAGCCUAUCCAUGACCUCUAACCCCUUACCCCGAAAUACUAAGCCCUGACUGUCACACUAACUUCCAUUUCACUGGAUACAGUAGCUCCUACUACUCUCACACUAACCUCUACCUUGCUCACACCAUCCCCUAUCCUGACCAAUACAGUAAGCCCCUAUCCUGACCAAUACUGUAACCCCCCUAUCCUGACCAAUACUGUAACCCCCCUAUCCUGACCAAUACUGUAAGCCCCCUAUCCUGACCAAUACUGUAACCCCCCUAUCUUGACCAAUACGGUAACCCCCUAUUCUGACCAAUACAAUUUCCCCUUUGGAUCAGUCAAUAAAAACACAUUCAAUACCAAUGACCUAAAUACCUUUCCACUGACUCCCUGUCUGUGUCGCUGCCGGGCUGCUAGGGGGCGCUGCUGCUGUGGGAGCAGUAUGAGGAGACGGAGCACCACAGCUACCACGCCCAGCGCAGCAUAGCGGGUCUGUUACUCAUAGCUCUACGUAUCAUCCUGGCCCUGCUGCUGGCCUCUGUGCUCUACACAAUCAUCAGCACAGAGAGGAGCGCCCUCAAGAGAGACUUCUACCUCAGCUUCGCCAAGGUAGGCGUAGAAAUACAACUCAUGAAUAGCUGGCAACCCUUUCCAUGCGUUUAUAGUGCCAUCUACAGUGCAUUAUAAGAUUUGUUAUUCCAGUCUCACUAGCUUGUUUCUCAGGGUUGUUUUAUCUGGUUCCUGUGCCACCCUGUCCUGGUCCUUCUCUCUGUGGUCUUCAACGAGCAUCAGAGAGAAAAGGUGAGAGAAACACUCCACAUAGAUAUAUGUACAGUGUAUUCAGACCCCUUGACUUUUUCCACAUUUUGUUACGUUACAGCCUUAUUCUAAAAUUAAAGUUUAUAAACUUUUGCACAUUUAUUAAAAAUCUAAAACAGAAAUACCUUAUUUACAUAAGUAUUCAGACCCUUUGCUAUGAGACUCAACAUUGAGCUCAGGUGCUUCCUGUUUCAUCAGAGAGAAACACUCCAUAGAGAUAUUGUACUGACUCAUUCUGAAGGUUUUUGGUGUUGAUGUUUGUGUGUCUAGGUGGUGACAAUCGGUGUGAUUAUAUGCCAGGCUAUCUCGGUGGUGAUCCUCUACCAGCUUUUCCUGUCCCGUAGCUUAUACUGGGAAGUAUCUUCUCUCUCCUCUGUCUCACUACCCCUCACCAUGUCCAGAGGGGGCCGGGGACGCUACUGACCCCGCGCGGAGUGGGAACAUUUUUACUGCGAAGGGAUACACUGUGACACCUGCAGUUAAAGGGACACACUUCCACUCCUCUCAGCGAAGGUGCCCCCAACUGACGGGCGAGGAAAGAGAGGAGGAAGACAAGGGAGGAGAGGAGGAUGGGAUGAAGAGAAGGACGUAG
Molecule: messenger RNA, 3980 nt
Organism: Coregonus sp. 'balchen'
Lineage: Eukaryota; Metazoa; Chordata; Actinopteri; Salmoniformes; Salmonidae
Source: the annotation of a GenBank genome assembly